This is a messenger RNA of Ctenocephalides felis (cat flea), 1131 nucleotides long. RefSeq lists its product as uncharacterized. Gene Ontology annotation, molecular function: kinesin binding. The transcript has 5 exons. Gene Ontology annotation, biological process: positive regulation of membrane tubulation; Golgi organization; lysosome localization. Lineage: Eukaryota; Metazoa; Arthropoda; Insecta; Siphonaptera; Pulicidae. Gene Ontology annotation, cellular component: endosome membrane. The record is from RefSeq and is a predicted model, not a curated record. Bases 1 to 1131 code for a protein of 376 amino acids.
AUGUCCAGGAAUUUGAGCAGACUGCAGUUGGCUGCAAGCGAUGAACAGUCUGCGAGUGAUUGGUUGCAAGCACUUAUACAGGCAUCGAGUGGGGUUUUUGAUUUUCCUGAAUCGAAACCAGCAAAAGCAAGCACCCUACUUCUAACAUCAAAACACAUCGUGUUGGUACGAGAAUCAUUUGAUAAUUUGCUACCACUAAAGACAACCUUGCAGAACCCAUCUUCCAGUAAAUACCUUUUAAAAUCUGACAAACAAAUAAAAAAUUCACCAAGUGCUUCAAACUUAACAGUCAGGGAAAAAUACUUGGAAUUCCUGCGUCAACAGCAACAAUGUAAUCAGACUGUUGAUACUAAUAGAUCGACGAGUGACGAAGUAAUCGAUGUCGUUGUUGAUGAAGACAAAUUAGAAACUGUACCAGAAGACAUUAAAAGUCAAAUGGAUAUUGAAACCAGUUUAAAGACAAACCGUAGUACAAUGUUUUUGGAUCUAGUUUCCAAUAUCGACAAACCAACAAAUUUUAUAUCUGUUAAAGAAUCUAGUAUCCUUAAAGACGAUGCCAUGUCUUUAGCAAGUGAUGCCAGUGACUCCGUAACCACUUCUGCAAGUGAUAUAUCGAGUGCAAAAAUGCGUCAUUUUACUACAUCUACUGACCAGAAAUCCGUGGAAAAAGUUCUGGAUAAAAUUAGAAGAAAGAUGUCGGCUUCCGAAGGGACUCAACAGAGGAGAGAUAAGAAUUUGUUGGCUAAUAUUAAUAAUAGUAGAAAGUCUGAGUUCGGUAAAGGAGUUAAAGUGUUGAGCUGUGCUUCGUUGGCUGAAGUCUGCUCUGUUAAGAUACCGAGUGGGAAGGGUGUUGAAAAUUGUUGUGUUGUGGAGUUUGCUUGUCACGAAGUAAGUGAAUCCGGUGGAGACAUGGUUCUAUUUUUCACCAAUGGAAAUGAUUUAGACAAAUUCAUAGCCACUCUGGAAGUGCUAUGGUCACACAAUAACACAGACGACUCACCAUUCCCAAUAAGCACCCUCGAUUUAAACAACCAAGUCAACGCUUAUUACGGGGACACAUUUCAAAUGGUUUACAAGAAAAACUGGAUGCCCACACAUUCGGGCUUGAGUCAAGCUUUGAGAAACAAAUAA